AAUCGCGCAAAAAUUUAGCUAUACGUUCAGUAUGAAACGCUUAUUAAGAGUCAUGAAUGCAGUGAGUAUUCUUAUAUAGGUCCUGAUGAUUUUUUUGCUGUUUUUCAGGAAAAGUCUAUAAAUUUGAUCAGACUCAAAUGUUCUUUUUCGCGGUUUUAUUUAGCUCACUAGAUUUCCUUUGUUGAAAUGAAGGCAAAUUCCACUAUUGAACAGCAAAGGUGUCAAGGUCACGAAACACAUGAUCGACUUCUAAUUUCGAUAAUGGAAUUUUAUUUCGAGCAACUUCACCUAUAUUUGCGGAAUCCGCUAACAUUAGAGGAAUCCGGAACAAUUAGCUUAAAUCGCUUGUUGCGGAAUCCGCAACAAAACGAAUAUGCUGACAAAAUUUACGCUACAAAAAUUUGUGCGCGGAAUCCACGGAAAUUUUAUUAGUAGAAUCCCUUUAUCUUUGGACCAUGGUGAAAGACUUGUCUCUGCAUUCCAGUGUCUUACAGACACCAAAUUAUGAGCUGAUCCAGUGUACAUUUUGCCCUCGUAAUGCGCGUUUAAGAUCGUUUUUCAUGUGUCGCUAGCUAAUAAUCAAGAUACCAAGCUCAAUCCAGAUAAUUUGAACGAUAACGUUUGCUUUGAAUGAUAUAUAGUUAAUUGAGUGAUUCAUAGUUAAGAUCUGUUAAAUUGAGUGGAUAUGAAUCUAUGUCGUUCUUCUUACUGUCGCCAGCGUGCGAGCGUUAGGUUAAUAGUACGAACCUUUUUUUUCUAACCUAACUCGCAAAUAAAAGUGUUCAUUAAAAGUGUUCGCUUAUUUGGGGGUACUUUUGCUAUAACCACGAUCUGUAGCAUUGGAAAUUUCAUAUCAUCUGUUCUCUGCUUUAUAUGUGGCUAGUGUUUGAGAUUUAUUCAGCAUCCGUGGCUAAGGGGUUAGUGAGUGAGACUCAUAAUCUUUAUGUCGCAGAUUGAAUCCGAGACAUAGCCGAAUUUUACUAGAUCGAGGCAUAUUUCUACUUUUCUCUUAUUGCAAUUUAUAGAGAUGCCUUUUGCCGUGUUCCCGCUAGUGUUUGAGAAGUCCAGCUUCGCCUGUGUCUAAAUAUUGUUUAGAAAGUAGGUCUUUAAAGAACUGGUGCCAUAUUUCAAUUUCGAAGAUAGCAUAUGCCUGAAAACUUUGCCGACCAAUAUUUGCACACAUUAGUGGUGACACAAACUAUUUAUCUAUCCAAUGAUUGAUCAAAUUAUUAUACCUCAUCGCAAAUAGUCAUAUCUUAACUCUGGAUUAUUUUAUCAUCCUAAUCUCUCUAAACACUCCUAAACUGGCAAAAUAUUAUCAAAACUAUCUUAUUAAACCUGAUAUCGUUGAUUCACAUUUAUCGGCAGUUGGAAAAAGAAUCAGCGUUUCAAAGAGAAUCUUAACUGCAAAGAACGAAGAAAUGAUACCGAGUCUUCUCGAGCUGUCGUUUUUUGUUUCUUCGAUUCUUCAAACAGUCUCCUUUCAAGUAACCAAACCGGGUCGAGUUGUGCAAUGUAAUGGCCAAGUGGCAGAAAACUACUCGCCUGUAGUGGGAAUAUUGGCGGAAGAUUGCUGGGCGAAAGCUGACAUAAAAGAGGGAGCGAGUCACAUUCAGGCGUCGUACGUGCAGUGGGCAGAACAGGCAGGUAUCCGAGUGGUGCCUGUGUUCCUGAACAGAUCACAAACUUACUAUGCCCAAGUGUACAAGAGGGUCAGUGGACUCAUUCUGCCGGGAGGAGGCGUCAUCAUGAAUGUUGGAGAUUACUACAACACGACCAAAUUGUUUCUGAAGUGGAGCUCGCAAGAUUAUCUUGAAAGUGGAAAACAGUUUCCGAUUUGGGGAACUUGCAUGGGCUUCGAGGUGCUUGCCUACAUUCUAAACGGCGAAAAGGAAUGUCGCUAUUUCAGCUAUGGAACCGACGGUGUAUCAUUGCCACUCAACUUCACAGAAAACGUGGAGAAAUCUAGAAUGUUUGAGAACGCACCUGGUUGGCUAAUGGAGACUCUUAGAAACAAGCCGAUCACGGCAAAUUUCCAUAGUCGUUCGAUAUCCAAGAAGUUUUUUGAAUCAAACUCAGACAUGAACGCAACUUGGAACCUGCUUUCGACCAACGAGGAUGCGAAUGGAAUAGUAUUUGUUUCGACAGUUGAGCACAAUUUGCUGCCCAUAUAUGGAAGUCAGUGGCACCCAGAAAAGAACCAGUUUGUGUACGCAGAAGUUGAAGACCCGGUCAAUCAUUCUGUUGGCGCUAUUAGAGUGAUGCAGUACUUUGCAGACUUCUUUGCCAAUGAGCUGCGAAAAUCGUGCAAUGUUUAUCCGGAAGAAGAUUUUGCGAAGGACCAGAUUUGGAACUAUAAAAUAGUUUACUCUCUAUCGAGUUUGAAUCUAAAAUUUUACUUCGAUAAUUGACUUGCAUUCAAUUUUUUUGAAAUCGAGAUAUAGGGGACGCUUUUGAUUUUAACUUUGAUUUGAUGGACAAAUUUAAGCAUGUAACAUUUUUAAAAACCGAAAAGAAGUUAUGAAAUGUUGCAUGCGAUUUGAAUUUUAGAUAAUUUCAAGUUUGAUAAAGCCAGUUUUGUUCUAAAAAAAACAAAGCGUUUAGUCAUAAGGAUUGAGCGAAUCAGUUUAUGUUUGGGUAAGUUUCGAUU
Molecule: messenger RNA, 2650 nt
Organism: Symsagittifera roscoffensis
Lineage: Eukaryota; Metazoa; Xenacoelomorpha; Acoela; Convolutidae
Product: gamma-glutamyl hydrolase-like
Exons: 3
Coding region: 1422-2411 (329 amino acids)
Biological process (GO): tetrahydrofolylpolyglutamate metabolic process
Cellular component (GO): vacuole
Molecular function (GO): gamma-glutamyl-peptidase activity
Source: RefSeq, a predicted model, not a curated record